Messenger RNA from Penicillium longicatenatum, 816 nucleotides. Its product is annotated as ribose-5-phosphate isomerase RKI1. The transcript is spliced from 2 exons. Gene Ontology annotation, molecular function: ribose-5-phosphate isomerase activity. Gene Ontology annotation, cellular component: intracellular membrane-bounded organelle. The coding region runs from base 1 to 816 and encodes 271 amino acids. Gene Ontology annotation, biological process: D-ribose metabolic process; pentose-phosphate shunt, non-oxidative branch. Lineage: Eukaryota; Fungi; Ascomycota; Eurotiomycetes; Eurotiales; Aspergillaceae. The record is from RefSeq and is a predicted model, not a curated record.
AUGGCCGACGUCGAAUCUGCCAAGCGCGCUGCCGCACACACCGCUGUUGCGAACCACUACCCCAAGGAUGCUCGCUGGGUUGGUAUCGGCAGCGGAACGACGAUUGUCUACGUUGUCGAGGCUAUCAAGGCCCUCGGUGUCGACACUACCCCUACCCGCUACGUGCCAACAGGCUACCAGUCCCGCCAGCUAAUCAUCAGCGCCGGAUUGACGGCUGUUGAGUUCGAUGCUAUCCCCGCCGGCGUGGUGCUGGAUGUUGCAUUUGACGGUGCGGACGAGGUCGACGACGAGCUUAACUGCAUCAAGGGUGGUGGUGCUUGUCUGUUCCAGGAGAAGCUGGUCGCUAUGCAAGCGAAGGAGUUCAUCUGCGUUGCUGAUUCGCGCAAGCUUGUGUCUCGUCUUCUUACCAACUGGAAAUACGUUCCUGUCGAGGUCGCUCCUAUUGCCGCUUACCGUGUUCUGAACAAGCUGAAGGAGCUUGGUAGCAUUGACCCGGUUAUCCGUAUCAACUUGGAUGAGAAGGAGGGCCCUCGCAAGACUGAUCAGGACUUCUUCCUGAUUGAUGCUCCUUUCCCUGUUAUGCUCACCCAGGCUGAUGUUGCUGCGGGCAAGGUCUCUGGCCAGAAUGGCGUCUGGGAGGUUAACGAGCUGUCGAAGAAGAUCAAGGAGAUCGGUGGAGUUCUUGAUGUCGGCAUCUUCUCUGGUCUGACCGGUCCUCAGGCUGCUGCUGCUGGUGGCAUUGGUGGCCAACGUCCUGUUGCGGCUUACUUCGGUAUGCCUGAUGGCUCGGUGGCAGUGCGCAAGGCCUCUACUUGA